AUGGACUGCACAGCCAAGAGAGUUCAGCUGCUGCUCCUCAUGGUGUUUGUGGCGCACCUGGCCCGGGACGCUGAAGGCGUGGCUACUUGCUGCCUGCGCGGCUCGAGGUCCUGCAGACUGUACGACCUGCUGUGCCGCGCGGGUCGUUGGAACGACACCUCCAUCCUGGACCACAUCGGGCGUUUAAAUAACGACGCCGCCGCCGGGAUUCUCACACUUGGCAAACGCAAGGUGGGCGAGCGACGGAUCCAAGACCGCCUGCAACAACUCCUGCACGGUUCACGGAAUCAAGCAGCGGGAAUCCUGACAAUGGGAAAGAGAUUCGAUAAGGACAACGGACACCGGUCGCUCGUGCACGCGGGAGGGACUGUGAGCGCGCUUGUGAGUCUCGGCCUCGAGCGUCCGCUGAAGUAUCUGAUGCCCACUGUACCUGAGGAGACGCUGGAAGUGGACGCCUAUGAAAAACGAUGACACUUGUCGCGUUUUAAAACCACAAUUACCUACCUCAGUAGGUUUUGUAAAGUACCAACACGAUCCGUUCUCUUAUUAAUAAAUGGACUCGACUAAAUGUUAAUAAUGGGCAUUUCAUUAUAUUUAUGGUGAGGGCAGAAGCGUUAUCUUGUUUCACUGUAUAAAGAGCUGGUAGGUUUCAGUUCUGUGUAGUAUGUAAUGUGGUCAGCAGAUG
This is a messenger RNA of Myxocyprinus asiaticus (Chinese sucker), 685 nucleotides long. It is a transcript of the gene hcrt, whose product is annotated as hypocretin (orexin) neuropeptide precursor. The coding region runs from base 1 to 471 and encodes 156 amino acids. Gene Ontology annotation, biological process: neuropeptide signaling pathway; feeding behavior. Lineage: Eukaryota; Metazoa; Chordata; Actinopteri; Cypriniformes; Catostomidae. The record is from RefSeq and is a predicted model, not a curated record. The transcript is spliced from 2 exons.